Molecule: messenger RNA, 4134 nt
Organism: Onychomys torridus (southern grasshopper mouse)
Lineage: Eukaryota; Metazoa; Chordata; Mammalia; Rodentia; Cricetidae
Gene: Evx2
Product: even-skipped homeobox 2
Exons: 3
Coding region: 136-1575 (479 amino acids)
Biological process (GO): regulation of transcription by RNA polymerase II
Cellular component (GO): nucleus
Molecular function (GO): RNA polymerase II cis-regulatory region sequence-specific DNA binding; DNA-binding transcription factor activity, RNA polymerase II-specific
Source: RefSeq, a predicted model, not a curated record
UUUUUCCGCCUCCCUCCAAAAGAGAUAAUAAUAUUUAGAGCCGCUUGCUGGGGCUGAAUGAGAAUCAGUCCUAGGCGCAGCCCAUCAUUAAGACGGGACAGCCAGGCCACUGUGACAAUUUUUUAGAAAGCUGAGAUGAUGGAAAGAAUAAGAAAAGAGAUGAUUCUGAUGGAGAGAGGGCUCCAUAGCCCUACUGCCGCCAAGAGGUUCUCCAAUUUGUCGGAUUCGGCUGGCAGUGCUGUGCUGGAGGCCUUGGAAAAUUCGCAGCACCCGGCUCGCCUCAGUCCGCGCCUGCCGUCCGCUCCCCUGCACGGCGCCCUGGGAGACCUCCCCGCCAAGGGCAAAUUCGAAAUAGACACUUUGUUCAACCUGCAGCACCCGGGCAGCGAAAGCACCGUCUCCUCCGAAAUCGCCUCCGCCACCGAGAGCCGCAAGAAGCCUGGUCAUUACUCAGAGGCGGCCGCCGAGGCCGACAUGAGCAGCGACGUGGAGGUGGGCUGCUCGACACUGCGCUCCCCCAGCGGCCUGGGCGCCGCGCCGCUCAAGGAAAACAAUGCUAAAGGGUACUCGGAGAGCGGCUCGGUCGCGGGCGCCACGACGUCGGCCUCGGGCUCGGGCCUCGGCAGUCUGCAUGGAGGCGGCGGCGGCGGCGGCGGCGGCGGCAACGGCGGGGGUGCGGCGUUGGGCGGCUCCGGCUCCGGCUCCGGCGCCGAUCAGGUGCGGCGAUACCGUACGGCGUUCACCCGUGAACAGAUCGCGCGCCUGGAGAAGGAGUUCUAUCGGGAGAAUUACGUGUCUCGGCCCCGCCGCUGCGAGCUGGCCGCAGCGCUCAACCUGCCCGAAACCACCAUCAAGGUGUGGUUCCAGAACCGGCGCAUGAAGGACAAACGGCAGCGCCUGGCCAUGUCGUGGCCGCAUCCCGCGGACCCCAGCUUCUACACCUACAUGAUGACGCACGCGGCGGCCACCGGAAGCCUACCCUACCCUUUCCACUCGCACGUGCCGCUGCACUACUACCCGCACGUGGGCGUCACCGCGGCCGCAGCCGCCGCGGCCGCCUCGGGAGCGGCGGCGGCGGCCUCGUCGCCCUUCGCCACUUCCAUCCGUCCUCUGGACACCUUCCGCGCGCUCUCGCAUCCUUACUCGCGGCCCGAGCUGCUCUGCAGCUUCCGCCACCCCGGGCUCUACCAGGCGCCGGCGGCCGCCGCGGGACUCAACAGCGCGGCGUCGGCUGCGGCGGCGGCGGCGGCUGCAGCGGCAGCGGCCUCCUCGGCGGCGGCGGCCGGGGCGCCCCCCAGCGGCAGCUCGGCGCCCUGCUCGUGCCUCAGUUGCCACAGCAGCCAGUCUGCAGCCGCCGCCGCCGCCGCUGCAGCGGCCGCGUUGGGUUCCCGGGGCGCCGGGGGCGCCGGGGGUGGCGGCGGCGGGGGAGCCGCGACGGCGGGCGGCUCGGACUUUGGCUGCAGCGCCGCGGCGCCGCGCUCCGAGAGCGGCUUCUUGCCCUACUCGGCCGCGGUGCUCAGCAAGACCGCCGUCAGCCCGCCCGACCAGCGGGACGAGGCGCCGCUCACCAGAUAACUACGCCGCCGCCAGGGGCCGCGCCUGCCUCUCGGCGUGCGUCCCCUCGGGGCAUCCCUCCUCGCUUGGCCCUCGGCUACCGCUGCCGCUAGGGGGCGCCCCGGGGCACCGGAGGGCGAAAGACAUCUGCCCGAGUUGGGGGGGAGGGGGAAGGAGCCCGCGCGAAGGCCUGGAGGGGUCCCCCCCCAAAUGAUCUCUAUUUUUGUAUCUCCAACCUAGCUGUUCCCCACCCUCAACCCUACGCCUUCUAAUCGUGGCUCCCGCUUUGUAGGCCCGGAUUUCCGUCCGUCUGGAGGCCUUGGUCUCCGGGAAGACAAACUCCCCAAGGCCAGUCACACUCCAGGGUGACCAGUCCCGGCUGAUCACCCACCGGGCCCGAGUCGCAGUGGCUAGAAGCCAUGGGACAAAGCCGUGACAAAGGGAGAGAGAUUGUGUGUGCUAGUCCUGAGCGAGGGAGCGUUACCCCCGAGAUUCAUGCUGCUGCUCUUUUUCUUGUCUUUAAACGAGGGGGAGAAGGAAAGGCAGGUUUUCUCAGUCUCAGCUUGCUAAGGGGCCUUUGUCCGAGGGGAGCAGGAGGAUGAAGUGUGAGAAGCCACAAGGCAGACGGAGAGUGCAUGAUAUCUUUCACAGCGCUGCAGGGCUGCUGCGGUCUUCUCCAAAAGGACAAAGCCCAGGUGGGAAAGGGUGGCGGCCGACCGCGCUUCCUUCUUCUCUCCAGUCCACUACAGUUCCCUUUAGCCUUUGGUUUCAGUGCUUAGGAAACGGAACGGCUCUUUCUUUGCAUAUUUUAUGUAAAAUGUAAUGGGUAACGAGGUUGCCACAGCCAGGCCAGGGAAGGAAAGGGAAACCCAGAGAAGGUGAGGGCCAGCCUGACAGAUCAUUGUAGUUUAUGAAGAGGCAUUUUCAUCUCAGUUUUCCAACUGUCGAGUCUCACUCGAUCUGGGAAAUACUUGAAUCUCUAGAUAAAUGGUAAUAUCCUAAGACGUUCCUUAGACACUUUUAUGAGUUCGAACUCUGUAUUCCUCUCGACCCCUCUCUCCUUGUUUUCCUUUUUCUCGGGUAAAAUGGUUCUUGGCAUAUUUCUCACGCAUGUCUAUUGCCUUCUUCUCUGCAAAAGCCACCGCUGGGUUGCUGAAAUCUGUUCUGCCAACCCUGGCUACAGGGGGGUUUCCUUGAACUUGAAGAAAGGUACAUCAAAACCCACCAGUGUUAACUGCCACGUCAAUUUUGAUGCUAAUAAUGUGCAGAUUAUGACGAAAAUUGCCAAUCAUGCUCUCUGAUGGACCUCCUUUGAAUGUGGAAUUGGAGAAAAGUUCCCCGCACGGAGACCUGCUGUCAAGUACUAACAACCCGCUAAGGGAAGUCAUUAGGAGAGACGGAUAAGAGACUCGGUACAUAAAACAUUGUUCUUGGUGCAUAGAAUGUAUGCUAUUUAAUGUUGUCUCUGUUACCUGAAGUGAUUUCGCAGAAGAAAGCCACGUUCUUAUCAUCUCAAUUGCCAAUUUUCAUUUUGGUAACUUGGACGCCCUGGGUAGACUUUUCUCUGUUAAGUUGAUAUUCCACCAAUGUGAACAGCCUCAUUAAAUCAAGCCCAGAUAUUUCCAUAAUGCUCCCCGCAGAGCCACUUCGCUCCCCACGUAAUGAGAUUUUCUGAAGAGUUGAAGCCCUAAAAUAACUUGCAUGUUUAGGCCCAGCAAAGUGGGUAUAUGUGUGUAUGCAACCUGCGUGUGUAUGUGCAUAUAUAUGUAUGCAUAUGCAUAUAUAUAUUCGUGCUCUUAAAUACAUAUAUAAGAGAUACACACAUCCAUAUAUACACAUUGGCGCAUUUUAUGUGAUUUAUUUCAAAUUUGUUUCCUGGCAUAUUGUUGUUAUUUUUAAAGACACUGGAUUUUAAAAUUUCAAUUCCUGAGGAUAGAUUUUUUCAUUAUAUGUUGAAAUAAAUAAUUUUUUCAGGAAAAAUUAUUUUUAUCAAGUGGAAAAGAUUUCAAGGGGAAGCAGUAUUUCAAAACUCCUGUUAUCUAUUAUGAUAUUUCCAUAAAAUAUUAGAGAACUUCCCAAGGAAAUAACAAUGAUCUAAAACUCAACUUCUUUUUUUCUAAAGAGAUGAGACUACUUAUGUAAAAUAAUGAUUAUACCAGCUCGUAUUCACUAAGUUUACAUUGAAAAUAUUAAUAUAUAAUUUAAGACUAAAUAAAAUAAACCAAAAGAUGGUACCCUUUUAUCAGCUUUACCUUUCUAGAUUGUUAAAGCUCUUUGUUAUGGCCAGCUAUCAGAUGUACAUAAGGUACUUUAGGCAAUAAUGUUUACAUUCCCCUCCCAAAUAUAUAUGAUUGAUGAGAACGCUGGUUGGUAAAAUGAACAUAAAUUCAUCUUAUGUUAGGUUCAUUGGAUCUGGCUAGUAUAAUAAGAUAAAACUGUAAAUAAAGUCUUAGUGCUUUAAAUAUUGCUGGCUGUAUGAACUCACUGUAAGAUAUUUUACAAAUGUGCAAUAAUUAUAAAGCUUUGUAUAUUACGUUAUUUAUUGUGUUUGGUCAUGUAAAAUAAAUGUUAUUUAAAUCA